Molecule: messenger RNA, 1497 nt
Organism: Synchytrium microbalum
Lineage: Eukaryota; Fungi; Chytridiomycota; Chytridiomycetes; Synchytriales; Synchytriaceae
Exons: 7
Coding region: 1-1497 (498 amino acids)
Biological process (GO): snRNA pseudouridine synthesis; box H/ACA sno(s)RNA 3'-end processing; mRNA pseudouridine synthesis
Cellular component (GO): box H/ACA snoRNP complex
Molecular function (GO): RNA binding; pseudouridine synthase activity
Source: RefSeq, a predicted model, not a curated record
AUGAGUACUGCGAGCAAGAAGAAGGUCAAGAAUGCUGAAGACAAGGAGGCAGAAUACACAAUAAAGCCAACUUCUGUCACUCCAUCUCUCGACACAUCCAAGUGGCCUCUGCUCUUAAAGAACUAUGACAAGCUCCAUGUAAGGACGGGCCAUUACACGCCCAUACCGAAUGGAACUUCACCACUGAAGCGUGAUAUAGACAACUAUGUCAGAUACGGAGUCAUCAAUCUCGACAAACCAGCCAAUCCAAGUUCACACGAAGUCGUAGCUUGGAUUCGACGUAUCCUUCGAGUCGACAAAACUGGUCACUCUGGUACUCUGGAUCCAAAAGUAACGGGCUGUUUGAUUGUAUGUGUGGAUCGGGCCACUCGGCUGGUAAAGUCGCAGCAAGGUGCCGGAAAGGAAUAUGUCUGUGUAUUAAGGCUACAUGAUGCUAUCGAAUCAGAACGAAAACUCUCUCAGGCACUGGAAACAUUAACAGGAGCUCUAUUCCAACGUCCCCCUCUCAUCUCUGCCGUCAAACGACAACUCAGAAUCCGAACAAUCCAUGAACAAAAGCUACUCGAGUUUAACAAUGAACGACAUCUUGCCGUAUUUUGGGUGUCUUGUGAAGCUGGAACUUACAUCAGAACAUUAUGUGUACAUCUCGGCCUGCUACUGGGUGUCGGAGGUCAUAUGCAAGAACUUCGACGAGUCCGAUCUGGUGCCACGUCUGAAGAUGAUGGAAUGGUGACGAUGCACGAUGUCUUGGAUGCUCAAUGGGUGUUGGAUAACAGCAAAGAUGAAUCAUAUCUAAGACGAGUCAUUCGACCACUUGAAUCACUCCUUACAACAUACAAAAGAAUAGUAGUCAAAGAUUCUGCUGUCAAUGCUAUAUGUUAUGGUGCCAAACUCAUGAUUCCUGGUUUACUGCGAUAUGAAUCUGGUAUUGAUAUAACAGAAGAAGUGGUGUUGAUGACUACAAAGGGUGAGGCCAUCGCCCUUGGUAUCGCUGAAAUGUCCACCGCAGAAAUGGCAACAUGUGACCACGGCAUUGUCGCCAAGAUAAAACGAGUCAUUAUGGAACGUGAUACCUAUCCUCGUCGAUGGGGUCUAGGUCCAAAGGCUCAAGAAAAAAAGAAAAUGAUUAAAGAAGGCAAAUUGGACAAGUUUGGACGAGCAACUAAAGAUACUCCCAAUACUUGGACCAAAGGAUAUACCGACUAUGCCACCGGCAUGAAUGUGGCCGGACAUGUCAAUAGUCUGGCCCACACUCAAAUUGAAGCUGUUGUAGAGAGCACCGCUCAAAAGCGAAAGGCACCAGAGCCCGAAGCCGCAUCAACCGAAGAACCUCCAAAGAAAAUCAAAAAGAAGAAAUCAAAGGUUGCUGAAGACGGAGAAGCGGAAGUCGCAGCCCCAGAAGUGCCAGCACUGGCAUCUGCAAAUGGUGAAGCUGAAGAAGAGAAGCCAAAGAAAAAGAAAAAGAAGAGCAAAGUAGCUGAAGAAGCUGAUGCUUGA